AUGUCUGAAAGCGCAACCUACUUGAUCACUGGUGCGGGUCGUGGCUUGGGCCGCGGCCUCGCCAAGGCGCUACUUCAACGGCCCAAUACCACAGUCAUCGCAGCAAUGCGUUCUCCAGACCAGGCUUCUGAUUUGGCAAGCCUUCUCACUCACUCUGCAAGCAGGUUGAUCACCGUCACGAUCGAUAGUCGUUCCCCAAAGGAUGCCUUGGUCGCCGUUGAGAAAUUGGUCCGUGAUCAUGGGGUGGAAUCCAUCGACGUGGUCGUCGCCAACGCCGGCAUCAGCAAGAUUCCUACAGCAGCCGCCGAGACACCAAUCGAAGACGUCCUCGACUGCUUUAAUGUGAACGCUGUUGCUCCCCUGCUUCUUUUUCAGGCUACGUGGCGUCUUUUGCGGAGAUCGUCGGCUCCAAAGUUUGUCGUAAUCUCAAGUAUCGCCGGAAGUUUGGGCGAGGUCCCUCGAUAUGCUUCGCCCUGCUCAGCAUAUGGCUCUUCCAAAGCUGCGGUGAACUUUUUGGUCCGUAGGAUCGGAAGCGAGAAUGAGCGUCUGAUUGCCCUUGCUUUGCACCCAGGCUGGAUGCAAACAGAGAUGGGAAACGCUGCUGCAGUCAGAUUCGGGAAAAAGGAAGCCCCUGUCGAAGUUGCUGGGGCGGUAAACUCCAUUCUUAUCGAGAUCGAUCAAGCGACCCGGGAAAGUGCCGCUGCCUUCCGCACUUAUGACCACAAAGAGCUCCCGUGGUGA
This is a messenger RNA of Colletotrichum orchidophilum, 741 nucleotides long. Its product is annotated as short-chain dehydrogenase. NCBI's taxonomy places the organism in Eukaryota, Fungi, Ascomycota, Sordariomycetes, Glomerellales, Glomerellaceae. The transcript has 4 exons. The record is from RefSeq and is a predicted model, not a curated record. Bases 1 to 741 code for a protein of 246 amino acids.